Messenger RNA from Camelus dromedarius (Arabian camel), 1580 nucleotides. It is a transcript of the gene DMAP1, whose product is annotated as DNA methyltransferase 1 associated protein 1. The transcript has 11 exons. Gene Ontology annotation, molecular function: transcription corepressor activity. The record is from RefSeq and is a predicted model, not a curated record. The coding region runs from base 122 to 1528 and encodes 468 amino acids. Gene Ontology annotation, cellular component: nucleus; NuA4 histone acetyltransferase complex; Swr1 complex. Gene Ontology annotation, biological process: DNA repair; chromatin remodeling; negative regulation of transcription by RNA polymerase II. Lineage: Eukaryota; Metazoa; Chordata; Mammalia; Artiodactyla; Camelidae.
UAACGCACGACCGGAAGUUUCUGUCCGCGGCUUUGCGGGGAUAGGGGAGCCUUCGGGCUGCAGUCAGAAAAUCCAGGCACUGACCCUUGACCUCGGGGCGCUCCCCCAUCUCUCAGGCGCGAUGGCUACAGGCGCGGAUGUGAGAGACAUUCUAGAGCUCGGGGGUCCAGAGGGGGAUGCAGCUUCCGGGACCAUCAGCAAGAAGGACAUUAUCAACCCGGACAAGAAAAAGUCCAAGAAGUCUUCCGAGACCCUGACCUUCAAGAGGCCCGAGGGCAUGCACCGGGAGGUCUAUGCACUGCUCUACUCUGACAAGAAAGAUGCGCCCCCACUGCUACCCAGUGACACUGGUCAAGGCUACCGCACAGUGAAGGCCAAGCUGGGCUCCAAGAAGGUGCGGCCCUGGAAGUGGAUGCCCUUCACCAACCCGGCCCGCAAGGAUGGAGCCAUGUUCUUCCACUGGCGACGGGCUGCUGAGGAGGGCAAGGACUACCCCUUCGCCAGGUUCAAUAAGACUGUGCAGGUGCCCGUGUAUUCAGAGCAGGAGUACCAGCUCUAUCUUCACGAUGACGCUUGGACAAAGGCAGAAACUGACCACCUCUUUGACCUCAGCCGCCGCUUUGACCUACGUUUUGUUGUUAUCCACGACCGGUAUGACCACCAGCAGUUCAAGAAGCGGUCUGUGGAGGACCUGAAAGAGCGGUACUACCACAUCUGUGCCAAGCUUGCCAACGUGCGGGCGGUGCCGGGCACAGACCUCAAGAUACCGGUAUUUGAUGCUGGGCACGAGCGACGGCGGAAGGAACAGCUGGAGCGUCUCUAUAACCGGACCCCAGAGCAGGUGGCGGAGGAGGAGUACCUGCUACAGGAACUGCGCAAGAUUGAGGCCCGGAAGAAGGAGCGGGAGAAGCGCAGCCAGGACCUGCAGAAGCUCAUAACGGCGGCAGACACCACUGCCGAGCAGCGACGCACGGAACGCAAGGCCCCCAAGAAGAAGCUCCCCCAGAAAAAGGAGGCCGAGAAGCCGGCUGUUCCUGAGACCGCGGGCAUCAAGUUCCCAGACUUCAAGUCUGCGGGCGUCACGCUGCGGAGCCAGCGGAUGAAACUGCCAAGCUCCGUGGGACAGAAGAAGAUCAAGGCCCUGGAACAGAUGCUGCUGGAGUUGGGUGUAGAGCUGAGCCCGACGCCCACGGAGGAGCUGGUGCACAUGUUCAAUGAGCUGCGGAGUGACCUGGUGCUGCUCUAUGAGCUCAAGCAGGCCUGCGCCAACUGCGAGUACGAGCUGCAGAUGCUGCGGCACCGGCAUGAGGCGCUGGCCCGGGCUGGUGUGCUGGGGGGCCCCGCCACACCGGCUUCGGGCCCGGCCCCCACCCCGGCGGAGCCAGCAGUGCCCGAACCGGGUCUCGGCCCCGACCCCAGCAAGGACACCAUCAUCGACGUGGUGGGCGCGCCCCUCACGCCCAAUUCGAGAAAGCGACGGGAGUCGGCCUCUAGCUCCUCUUCUGUGAAGAAAGCCAAGAAGCCAUGAGAGGCCAUACGGGUGUGGGAGGCUGCUGUGUAAAUAGAGCUGCUGAGUUGGA